AUGGUAAAAAUUCGACCUGAUGAAAUUAGCAGUAUUAUCCGUAAACAGAUAGAAGACUAUAGUCAAGAAAUUAAAGUUGUAAAUGUUGGUACUGUACUUCAAGUAGGAGAUGGUAUUGCACGUAUUUACGGUCUUGAUAAAGUAAUGGCUGGUGAAUUAGUUGAAUUUGAAGAUAAUAGUAUCGGAAUUGCCUUAAAUUUAGAAUCGGAUAAUGUUGGUGUUGUAUUAAUGGGUGAUGGUUUAACUAUUCAAGAAGGUAGUUCUGUAAAAGCAACAGGGAAAAUUGCUCAAAUACCUGUAAGUGAUGGCUACUUAGGUCGUGUUGUAAAUGCUUUAGCUCAACCUAUUGAUGGUAAAGGCCAAAUACCUGCUUCAGAAUUUAGAUUAAUUGAAUCUUCUGCGCCUGGUAUUAUUUCAAGACGUUCUGUAUAUGAACCUAUGCAGACAGGUCUUAUUGCUAUCGAUUCUAUGAUUCCUAUUGGACGUGGUCAACGUGAGUUAAUUAUUGGAGACCGACAAACUGGUAAAACAGCCGUAGCUACAGAUACUAUUUUGAAUCAAAAAGGACAAAAUGUAAUAUGUGUUUAUGUAGCUAUUGGACAAAAAGCUUCUUCAGUAGCUCAAGUAGUUAAUACUUUUGAAGAGCGUGGUGCAUUAGAAUAUACAAUUGUAGUAGCUGAAGCAGCAAACUCUCCAGCUACGUUGCAAUAUUUAGCUCCUUAUACAGGGGCUGCACUAGCAGAAUAUUUUAUGUAUCGUAAACAACAUACUUUAAUAAUUUAUGAUGAUCUUUCUAAACAAGCACAAGCUUAUAGACAAAUGUCUCUUUUAUUAAGAAGACCACCUGGUAGAGAAGCAUAUCCAGGGGAUGUUUUUUAUUUACAUUCUCGUCUUUUAGAACGAGCUGCUAAAUUAAGUUCACAAUUAGGUGAAGGAAGUAUGACUGCUUUACCUAUUGUUGAAACUCAAGCAGGAGAUGUUUCUGCUUAUAUUCCUACUAAUGUAAUUUCUAUUACUGAUGGACAAAUCUUCUUAUCAGCAGAUUUGUUUAAUGCAGGGAUUCGUCCUGCAAUUAAUGUAGGUAUUUCUGUUUCUAGAGUAGGGUCUGCUGCUCAAAUUAAAGCUAUGAAACAAGUAGCUGGAAAAUUAAAAUUAGAAUUAGCUCAAUUUGCUGAAUUAGAAGCAUUUGCACAAUUUGCAUCUGAUCUUGAUAAGGCUACUCAAAAUCAAUUAGCAAGAGGUCAAAGAUUACGCGAAUUACUUAAACAAUCUCAGUCCUCUCCUUUAGCUGUAGAAGAGCAAGUAGCUACUAUUUACACUGGAGUAAAUGGAUAUUUAGAUGUAUUAGAAGUUGAUCAAGUUAAAAAAUUUCUUGUUCAAUUGCGUGAAUAUUUAACUACUAAUAAACCACAAUUUGCGGAAAUAAUACGUUCCACCAAAGUCUUUACAGAGCAAGCGGAAGGUAUUUUGAAAGAAGCUAUUAAAGAACAUACUGAACUUUUUUUACUUCAAGAAGACAAGUAA
Messenger RNA from Physcomitrium patens, 1524 nucleotides. NCBI's taxonomy places the organism in Eukaryota, Viridiplantae, Streptophyta, Bryopsida, Funariales, Funariaceae. The record is from the annotation of a RefSeq genome assembly.